CAUAUAUAAUCGGUAUGCUCUGCAACACAGACACAAUUGUUGGAAUUAAUACAACGUUGAAAAAUUGACUACAAACAAUUGCAAGUAAGGUUGAUAGAUGAAAUGACGAAAGAUUGUUCUGCUGAUAUUUCAAACGACACAUUUGUUACUACAGAUAUGUCAAAACAAGAUCUGAAGGAUUCGGAAAAGCUGGGAAUGUCAAUUGCGGAAUCAAAUGAAACCUGUAUCAUAAGUGAUAUAUCAGCUCAUGAUAUAAAUAGAACAAAUUUGACGUCAUACAACAACUUAUGCGCAGUUGACGACACCCAUGACGUCACCAACCCGUUGACAGAGAAAGAAAAGGGCAAAAAAGAAAUUCCAAAUUCAGCACAAAUUAAAAGGAAGGGGAAAGUACUUUUGAAGAAAUUUCUGAUAUUCCUUUUUUCUCACGUAGGUCUGACAUGCCUGGUUAUAGGAUAUUCAAUUCUCGGUGCCAUUAUUUUUCAAAGUUUGGAACAAGGAAAUGAAAAACAAAGUAGAUUAAUUACUACAAACCUCAGAAAGGAGACAUUAAAUGAGUUAUGGAAUGCGACAUAUCGUUUUAAUAUUUUGGAGAAGCCAAAUUGGACAGGACAGGUGGAACAUACUUUGCGCCUUUUUGAAAAGCAAAUUUACGUAGCCACAAAAGAACUAGGAUGGGAUGGCAUUUCAGAUGAGGCUGUGGGUGAGCUGCACUGGUCUUUCACUGGAUCCUUGCUAUAUUCAGUCACAGUUAUUACAACAAUAGGUUAUGGUCACAUUACACCUAAAACUGCAUGGGGAAGAAUUGUUACAAUGAUAUAUGCAUUCUUUGGAAUACCACUGACAUUGUUGUGUCUAGCAAAUAUUGGAUCCCUUCUUGGAAAAGGAUUUCAGAUCUUUUAUAACAGGAUACCAGUCGUUAGAAAUAAACGGAAUUUUGGCAUUGGACAUGCUUUACCACUUCCACAAACAACUAUUCGCCAUGAAAAGGUCAAAGGUGAAGAUGGCACUAUAAUCGAAGAGAACAAAUUAAUAGUUUAUAUUCCUACUCGUACUCUGCCGCCUCCGCAGCACGUGCCCAUAAUUGUUUGCAGUUUACUCGUUAUAACGUAUACACUAAUUGGAACAUUGCUUUUUCAUUUAUGGGAAACUAGUUGGGACAUACUAACGUCUGCUUACUUUUGUUUCAUCACCUUGUCGACUAUUGGAUUCGGUGAUGUUGUCCCAGGGCAUAGUUUAGAUUCGUGGCAAAGUCAACCAAAACAGUUUAUAUGUGCCAUUUAUCUGCUCUUUGGAUUAACUCUAUUAGCUAUGUGUUUUGAUCUUUUGCAAGAACAGGUGAGAACCUUUGCUAGAUGGUUUGGAGAAUGUCUUGGCAUUGUUGAAGUUGAGGACGACGAAGAGAACGAGGAAGACACAGAACACAAUAUGAAUUAGAUAGUUUGUCAAGCACAUAAGCACAAUGCAUUACGGUCAAGAUACAGUAAAUGAAUCGAGUCAGAUUAUGCAAACAACUGAUGAAUGUAAAAUUUAAACUAAAAAUCGAAAAAAAUAAUGUAUUUUCACUUUUAUUUUCUGAGAAUUGUUGAAUGAGUUCUGAAUGUAUUGACAAAUGUGUUACCGUGUUGGUAUUGAAAAACGUCGAAAAAAAAACAACGUUUUAUGCCUGCACAACGGGACGACAUAUCGACGUGUAAGGAAAAUCUACGAACUGGGUAUAUAGAAAAGAUAAUUUUGAAAAAGUUUUAGGUACAUUUUACGUACAUUCUAUAUAAAUAUUGAACUAUUGUAGGGAUAUUCAAUAAUAUAAAAACAGAGGCGAAAGAUACCAAAGGGAUCCUACAACACAUAAGUCGACGACAAAUUGACAACGCAGAUAAUAAAAGCAAGUUUUUUCAGCAAGUAUAACAGUUGAAUUUAUUAUUUUUUCGAUGUUCAGUUAAACGUAUCAAAGUUGAACGAAUUUUUUUAACAAGAAUUUGUGGUGCAAAUUUUAUAGUUACUUGAUCUUCAUAUUCAGCUUUUCAAAAGAUAACACACUUCGGUAUUGACUUUUCACUAAUCCACUAUACAAUUAUAAUUUCACAUUUUGCAUCUUUAUAUUGAUUAAAAUUACUACUUUAGAGAUGUUUUAAAAGGCUCACCACUGAACGAAAGCGUCCAUUUUGUGAUUAACAUAAACAUUUUAUUCCAGUUGUAAAAAUGAACAAUUUUAAAGCCAGUUUUGAUUAAAUCAUCGCUAUGACA
Messenger RNA from Mytilus californianus (California mussel), 2247 nucleotides. Its product is annotated as TWiK family of potassium channels protein 18-like. Gene Ontology annotation, molecular function: potassium ion leak channel activity. Gene Ontology annotation, cellular component: membrane. NCBI's taxonomy places the organism in Eukaryota, Metazoa, Mollusca, Bivalvia, Mytilida, Mytilidae. Gene Ontology annotation, biological process: potassium ion transmembrane transport; stabilization of membrane potential. The record is from RefSeq and is a predicted model, not a curated record. The coding region runs from base 103 to 1437 and encodes 444 amino acids. The transcript is spliced from 3 exons.